Messenger RNA from Nilaparvata lugens (brown planthopper), 2296 nucleotides. RefSeq names its product leucine-rich repeat protein 1 (gene Lrr47). The record is from RefSeq and is a predicted model, not a curated record. Gene Ontology annotation, molecular function: protein binding. The coding region runs from base 294 to 1577 and encodes 427 amino acids. Lineage: Eukaryota; Metazoa; Arthropoda; Insecta; Hemiptera; Delphacidae. The transcript is spliced from 7 exons.
UAUCGGAACGUUCCUAGAUCUGUUUCCCUCGCUUAUUCGCUUAUCCAGUAUUGUGUAAUUUUCAUACAAAUAAAUUAUUUUUCAAUGUCCAAGUAGAUAAUUGCUAUCUAGAUGUUUCAUUUUUGUGAUUAUGAUGUCAAUUGAUCAUAAUUUGGUAAAAAGUGAAUUGUUACAGACCGUUUGUUUACAAUAUCAUAGUUGAGUGUGUAUUCAACUACAAUAGCACUCAACCGAAGUCAUCAACCAAUAACCUAAAUAUUCCGGUUUUCAAUAGUUUCAUCUUCAGGAAAAAGAUGAAAUUAUUAUGUGUUGUAGAAGUUAAUAACCGGCUGCUGCCAACGCUAUCAUUGCUUUCACGCAGGGGCAGAAAAUCCACAUUAAGAAUUGUUUCGAUGGGAAACAUCCCCAACACUGCUGUUCUCCUGCAUCAAACUGCUGAAAAUGUUUCAGGGACAACAUAUAAGAUUUUCAAUAAUGUGGAAACUAUCUUCUCGCGAUUCAUCAAUGAAGGAAAAGCAACUAUAAGACUGAAGUUACCUGAGGUUGAUCUAUCAAUCAAGGCUGAUCCUCUUCAACUGAAAUGUUUUCUUAAGACUUUUGCCAGUUUGUUGGUAAAGAAAGACUCUUCCGAGAGUAAAUUACCCAAGCUUAAUUCCACAUCUGAUCGUAGAUUGCCGCCAGGGCAAGUAAAAACGAAACUAGUCAUUACCAAAGUUUCCGAGUUACCAUCUAGUCGAUACCCCAUCACCCUCACUACUCUCCAGAUUAACAAUGUUCGAUUGAAAACUAUUGAUUCGAGGAUAUAUAGUUUGAGGGUUUUAAAAGUUCUGAAUAUAUCCAACAAUCAGAUCACUAAUCUUCCGAAACAAUUGGGAUUCAUGAAUCUCAAGGAACUCUAUUUGGCUGACAAUAGACUUGGGACUGCACAGAAUUGGAAUUGGGUCAGUUUUGACAUGAUUCAAAGCUCGCUACAGUUGCUUGAUCUGACAAAUAAUCAGUUGAAGUGUCUACCCGUUGAAUUGGGAAGAUUCAACAGUUUGGUGACUUUGAGGUUAUGUAAUAAUCGGAUUGUCAGAUUGCCUCCAGGAAUAGGAAAACUAAAAUCAUUAAAAAAUCUUUCAAUCGCGAACAACAGAAUAGAGUGGCUGCCCUCGACCUUUCGAUCGCUCAGGUUGACCCUGUUUGAUAUAUCCAAAAAUAACUUCAAACAAGGCAACCAAAGAAACACCGAAUUUGAGAUCCCGAGUUUAGCUCAACUUGCCGCAUCUGUAUUUCUCGACCUCAAUACACGAUACUCGUCGAAAACGCUGCCGCCGACACUGGUCUCCUACCUGGACUGCUUUACGGAGUGCGAAUGCGGCCGGCCCACACUUUCAUCGAGGCCAUUCCUGCUCGAGGAGUUCGAAGCUCGCCGAGUGUGCUCGUCGCUCGUGUGGGACUCGGCACUCGGCAUCAACUCGACGGUCGGCCUCCACUGCUGCCAGCCGCAGUGCGCUACCGACUACUUCCAAGCUCUCCACCGGCACAGAGUGAUUGUCCCCGGCUCACACUCUGUAGCAUCUCAGAAGAGAAGGUAGCGUAGCGGUUUCGAUCAAGGAAGAUGAGUAGCAAAAGAUGACUCAGCUCAUAACGCACUGAAGAAUGGCUGCUUUAGUCUCGCACUGGUAGUGUAGUGAGUGGUCUGGAACACUUUUUACCUUCACCUAAAAGUCUGGUGUAACAGUCAGUAAAGUUCUAUCACAACAGUCACAGUUAUCACACAGAUACGGGAAGUGCCAGUCCCAAAUAAUAUUGUUCGUUUCUAGUUCUCUGGGGGAAAGGAUAACCGACCGAGCCCUUCACAAUUUUUACUGAUCUAACAUUAACAAAUCUAUACCUAAUCAUUUAUCCAAUUAAACUCAAAUAUAAACUCAAUCCUAGAAUAAUUAUCAUUUCAAAGCAAAAUUUAUAUAAUUGAGGCGGUAUACGGAAAAAGGGCACAUAGAGCAAAAUUGCGUUUUGAGAAAAAUGCAUCCAAAGUUUUAGUUUGAGUUGAAAUAUAUAUUUUAUGAAAAAAUUAAACAUUCUGUUACUACCUUAUAAAAAUUCAAUAUUUUGUUUCCAUGUUCAUUAGAAGUUAUACAUGAUUAUAUGUUUAACUCAUUCCAAUAAAGAUGAUUGAAAAAUAGAUUACAUAUGCCCUUUUUCCAGAGACUUAAUUUUUUAUGUACAAAUUCAGGUUUCAUUAAGGCCUCUUUCACACGAUAGGCCAGUUUCACACGGCAGAGACCUCGCUCCUGGAAUAUCAUAUUACGGA